ACACACACAUACAAAAAAAAAAAAAACUCGCGAGUGACGACGCGAGCCGUGCACGGGCUGUGGCGCCGACGAGAGAGAGUCCGCGGAAAGGAGUGGCCGAGGCUCGCCGGGGAAGACGACGACGACACGAGGCCGCCAGAUCAUCGCCCCGAGCGCGGAAGUAUCUCCGUCCGUUUCACCAACCGUUCGGACGGGAUGCACGGCGCGGGAAAGGGGGAGGUACUCUCCUCCUCCCCCGCCAACGUGGACUCGUCGGCCCGCAACCCGACGAGGUCGCCGUCGCCGUCGCCCUCCGCGUCCGCACCCGACACGGUGCGCAGAACGUGGCGCCCCACUUGUGGCGCUCCAUCGCUCGCCGUUGCCUACUUAGCCACCAGCUCCGCGCCGCUGAAGGGCUGAAUCGGAGCGGCGGCGAUGAUGAGGCCCAGACCCUUCGGUUCCGGUGUGGCGUCGGCGGCCGCGGCCGAGGCUUCGGUGGGCGCGGGGUGCCGCGGCGGCUGGGCGUGGAGGCCGAGGCCGAGGGCGCGGCCGGGGCAGCGCGUGAGGGUCAGGGGGACGCCUAGCCCCCACGCGGCCGCCGCGGCGAGCGCCGUGCACGCCGAGCCGCACCACGGCGUGCGGUUCCGCCCAUUCGGUCUGCCCCGCGAGGGAUUCGGGUCGGACCUGGAGGCGGGCAUCGAGAAGGUCAUCUACGCCUGCCGCUUCAUGGCCUUCCUCGCCAUCGCCGGAUCUCUCGCCGGAUCCGUCCUCUGCUUCCUCAAGGGCUGCACUUUUGUGAUGGACGCCUUCGUGGAGUACUACUUGCGCGGGGAUGGGAAGGUCGUGCUCAUGCUGAUUGAAGCCAUUGAUAUGUAUCUCAUCGGCACCGUCAUGUUUGUCUUCGGGACGGGCCUGUACGAGCUGUUCAUCAGUAACAUGGACAUUGCAAAACAGUCCCAUGACCGCUCCAGCCUCUUUGGCUUGUUCAAGCUUCCGGAACGGCCCAAGUGGCUGGAAAUCCGCUCGGUGAGUGACCUCAAGACAAAGCUGGGUCAUGUAAUCGUCCUGGUUCUGCUGGUUGGCAUCUCCGAGAAGAGCAAGAGGGUGACCAUCACGUCGUGUACUGACCUCUUCUGCUUCGCUGGAUCUAUCUUCCUCUCUUCAGGUUGCCUCUACCUACUAUCCAAGCUCGGUAGCACCAAAGGAGGGAGUCAUGCCUGAAACAGAAAAAUCUUCUUCAUAAGACAUACUCCCUUCAUUCCUAAAUAUAAGUCUUUCUAGAGAUUCCACUAUAGACUAGAUACGGAGCAAAAUGAAUGAACCUAUACUCUAAAAGACGUCUAUAUACAUCAUGUAGUCUUCUAGUGGAAUCUCUAAAAAGGACUUAUAUUUAGGAACGGAGGGAGUAGAUCUGGUGUGUGUCCUUUUCGGCACUCCAGGUUGUCUAUGCCUCAUGUACUGCUUGUAUGGAUUGACAUUAGGCACUAUAUAGUGGUAUAUAUAGUGAUGUACAUCGUCUGAUAUUGUAACUUGCUGCUAAGAUGGUGUCUAUGAUCAAUAACAGAUAUAUUGUGCCAUGAA
Molecule: messenger RNA, 1560 nt
Organism: Hordeum vulgare subsp. vulgare (domesticated barley)
Lineage: Eukaryota; Viridiplantae; Streptophyta; Magnoliopsida; Poales; Poaceae
Exons: 4
Coding region: 415-1200 (261 amino acids)
Source: RefSeq, a predicted model, not a curated record